Messenger RNA from Monomorium pharaonis (pharaoh ant), 1028 nucleotides. RefSeq lists its product as uncharacterized. NCBI's taxonomy places the organism in Eukaryota, Metazoa, Arthropoda, Insecta, Hymenoptera, Formicidae. The record is from RefSeq and is a predicted model, not a curated record. Bases 525 to 989 code for a protein of 154 amino acids. The transcript has a single exon.
UCAAGCGCCCUCGACUCAACGUUGGACAAAGACAAUCUUUGGUGGCGAGAAUCGCGCGACUCGCGGGUGAAAAGACGCGACUGCAAAGACGUUUCGUGCACGUCGGUGGUAAUUACGCGAGUGACAACGCGGACAGACUUGUGUGACGAGAGAUUGACACCGCGUUUGAGAAUCGUGUUCUGACAGGAGCGGUUAUCAAUGCGAACUACAUUGAACCGCGAAAGUUUUUAGAAGACGCUGGUGGUAUAGUACUCGAGCGAGUGCGGGACGCUAUCGAAAGACACAACUCUGUGAAAGUGAACACCGCAUUCAAUGGCGUAUUUGUAACGGGCGACAAACGCGCCAAUAAAAGUAUUACCACGAAAAACAGUGAUCUCUUUAGAACAUCAGACUUGGAUGAGUGGUACGAGCGGUGCGUUAUCGAGCCCACGCUAGCAUUGCUCGAGGAAUUUCAAGAACGCGAUAGUGGGUGGGCGUUGUCGCGUAUACAGAAUUUGACUGUAAACGUGAAUAAGUACAAUUCUAUGCGUGUGGGAUGUCACGUGACAUUACCGCGAGAAAUAAUGACGAAGCGUGCGGUUGUUAACGUGAAAUCGACGGACAAUGCUUGCUUCGCGUGGUCGGUGAUAGCCGCUCUAUAUCCCACACAAAGACAUAGUGAUAGGGAGUCAUCGUACCCUCAUUAUACAAACGUUCUGAAUUUCGAUGACGUUGAGUUUCCAAUCGCGUUAAAAGACAUUAAAAAAUUCGAGAGACUAAAUAAUAUUUCGGUCAACGUCUACGAGAUCCAAAAGGAUCAAACUGAAACGUAUAAAAUUCUCCCGCUAAGACUCUCCAACGACAAGAAGGAGAAGCAUGUUAAUCUGCUAUACGUGCAAGAUCCACGCGAAGACAACGUGGGGCACUUUGCAUGCAUCAAGGAUCUGUCUCGCCUAGUGAGCUCACAACUCAGUAAAAAAGAACACAAAAAAUAUAUUUGUGACCGGUGAGUAAUAAUUUUAUAAAUGUUGUAUUAAUUGCAUAGUUGA